Molecule: messenger RNA, 713 nt
Organism: Syngnathus typhle (broad-nosed pipefish)
Lineage: Eukaryota; Metazoa; Chordata; Actinopteri; Syngnathiformes; Syngnathidae
Gene: atp5mc3a
Product: ATP synthase membrane subunit c locus 3a
Exons: 5
Coding region: 121-540 (139 amino acids)
Biological process (GO): proton transmembrane transport; proton motive force-driven ATP synthesis
Molecular function (GO): proton transmembrane transporter activity
Source: RefSeq, a predicted model, not a curated record
CUUCAAAAAUAUCCCUUUACGCAUGCGCGCUCUGUCACUGUGGUUCGACCUCUGCAGUCGAGAGACCCGGGCUUCAACCAGACUUGACUGAUCCGGAUAAAAAACUACUUGAAGUAGAAAAUGUACGCCUGUGCAAAGUUUCUUUCCUCGCCGGCUCUGGUCCGUGCUGGUUCCCGGGCUCUUUAUAGACCCCUGUCUGCCUCUGUGCUGUCCAGGCCUGAGGUCAAAACAGAGAGCACUGUAGCUCUGAUGCCACAGAGCCCCCUGACUCAGGUCACACUGAGGGGCUUCCAGACGAGCGCGGUGAGCCGGGACAUUGACACCGCAGCCAAGUUUAUCGGCGCCGGAGCCGCCACUGUUGGUGUAGCAGGAUCUGGAGCUGGAAUUGGGACCGUGUUCGGCAGUCUGAUUAUUGGCUACGCUAGGAACCCAUCCCUGAAGCAGCAGCUGUUCUCCUAUGCCAUCCUGGGAUUUGCUCUGUCUGAAGCCAUGGGACUGUUCUGUUUGAUGGUUGCUUUCCUGAUCCUGUUUGCUAUGUAAAACACUGCUGUCCAACUUUCAUUACAGAUGUGACUACACUUCGUGGCUUCCUAAAUUUGUUCCGUGUCGAGAAAAUGUACAUUUUCAAAGUCGUUCGGGCACUGUCAGAAUAAGCUAAAACAUGUAUUGUACAAAUGUAUGAAAUUACGAGAUUAAAAUACAUGUUUUGCCUA